Messenger RNA from Rotaria socialis, 1482 nucleotides. The record is from the annotation of a GenBank genome assembly. Lineage: Eukaryota; Metazoa; Rotifera; Eurotatoria; Philodinida; Philodinidae.
AUGAAUAUUGAAAAUUUCGAAUAUUAUACUUUGUACUCCAUCUUACCGCUUCAAUCGUCCGACAGUACUGUGAUUAAAUUCGUCGUUCGUUUCCAUCGUAUUUAUCCAUGGGUAUUACUCCCAUUUGGUUUUAUUGGUUCUCUUUUAACAAUAUUAAUAUUUACAAGAAAAAAAUUUCAAAGAUUUGGCUGCUCAAUAUUAUUUGUUGCAGAAAGUUUUAUGGAUUUGUUAUUAAUUACAAUAAAUUGUAUUCAUCUUAUUAUACUUUAUACAUUUAAAUCUUUUUUUUUUCAACGCUAUUUGUACUUAUUUCGAAUCUAUAAAUUUUUAACCAAUUACUGUUCUCAUUGUGCGGUUUGGAUUUUAUGUGUCAUAUCUCUUGAACGAGCUGCUGUCACACGAAGUUUGGUUUGGAAUCAAAAUGUUUUCAAUCAUAAACAUUCAUAUUGCAUAUUAAUUAUAAUCUAUACAGUAUUAUUUUUCUUCAAUCUACAUUAUUUAAUAUUUUAUGGUCCUGAACAAAGACAAUCUUGUCGAUUUAACAAUAAUCAAACAGAAAAAAGAUUAUUGGCCAUGUGCAAAUCGCAUGUAAUUAGAUCUUCAACUGGUGUAUAUGAUGAUUUUUUAAAAUUUUAUUUUACUUGGAUGGAUUUUAUAAUAAAUUCUUUAAUACCAUUUAUGAUAAUUCUAUUAGCUAAUGCAACUGUUAUGUACUCUGUAUGUAAACAAAAAACAUCAAUGAGACAGUUAGGUGUACGGCAAACACGUUCAGCACGUGAAACACAAUUAGCAUAUAUCUUAUUUGCUUCAACGUUACUUUUUGUUUUAUUAACAUUUCCAUUACGAGUUUUUUCCCUGAUUGAACCUCGCCUGCAUUAUGAAAAAGAAUAUUUAAUUCUAUUAGAUGGUAUCAUGAGAUUUCUAUUAUAUCUUGAUCACGGCUGUGGAUUUUAUUUGUAUACAUUUACUGGCGAAUUAUUUCGCCGUGAAUUUAAAAAAUUUUCAAAUGACUUUUUAUAUCUGAUUUUUCGACGACAUUUUUUUAAUUGGUCAUCCAUUGAAUCACGACGUCAGAGUGAUUCAAAUGGUGGUGCUGUUAUUGUGCAUAUAAUUUAUUCGCAUUCGCAACAGCCACAACAACAUGGCCAAAGUAUAUUACAAGACUCAACAAACAAUUGUGGACCGAUCAAAUUAUCUUUGCAGGAAUUAGAACUAAAGAAGACUUUUUAUGGGCAAGCAUUUCAUCCACAUUGCACCUAUGCAAGACAGCGUUCGAACCGCUCUUUUUCAACAUCAUCAUCACAGGAAACAGUUAGUCCUAAUACAGGACAACAAAAUUUACUUAGUAUUACGACUGAUGAGAAUAAUCAUAUGGGUGUUUUUAAACGGCAUAGCUCAUAUUGUCUUGAAUCACAUUAUCCACACCUAAUUGUACCAUUGACAUCAUCAAAUAAUCUACAUCGAAAAAGCGAUAUAUUUUAG